AUGGCAACUCCGAGAGUCCACGAAGGCAAGCUUGCCAUUGUCACUGGCGCCGCGCGAAGUAUCGGCGCCGCCAUCGCCACCAACCUGGCAGAGAAGGGGGCCAAUGUCCUCAUCGGCCACCUGACGGAGGCGUCCGACAAGCCGGCGGCCGAGCUCGCGCAGGAGCUGGCCUCGAAGCACAACGUCACCGCCGUGCCCUGCCGCGCCGACAUCAGCACCCCGGAGGGCGCAAAGGCCGUCAUCGACACGUGCAAGGAGAAAUUCCCGGCCAACCCCAGGACGGGGAAGCUGCAGGUUGAUAUCAUCAUCAACUCGGCGGCCGUCAUGCCCACGGGCCCCGUCGAGGGUGUGACUCCGGAAGAGUUCCAUAAGACAUACGCGACUAAUGUCCUGGGUCCCAUCCUGCUCGUCGGCCAGGCCAAGGCCUACCUCCCAACUGACCGCUCCGGUCGCAUCGUCAACGUCUCCAGCAUCGGGCAGAAGUGCGGCCUGCCCUACCUGACCCUGUACAGCGGCACCAAGGGCGCCCUCGAGGCCAUGACCAGGACCUGGGCCCGCGAGCUCGCCGAGCAGUGCACCGUCAACACCAUCAACCCCGGGUCGGUGCUGACCGACAUGUUCCGCAACUGCAGCGAGGACGUCCUCGCCGCCCAGGCCCUCUGGAGCCCCGUCAUCCCUCUGUCCGGCGCCCGCGAGUGGGACACGGACGAGGUCAAGGCCAUCGCCAAGAGGUGGGGAGGCAGGCCGGCGUAUGUUGAGGAGAUUGCCGGUAUUGUCGCCAUCGUCUGCAACCCUGAGUCUGGCUGGAUGACGGGCAGUGUUGUGUCUGCGAACGGCGGCCAGUGCUUCAGCACUUAG
Diaporthe citri is the source of this 858-nucleotide messenger RNA. RefSeq lists its product as uncharacterized. Lineage: Eukaryota; Fungi; Ascomycota; Sordariomycetes; Diaporthales; Diaporthaceae. The coding region runs from base 1 to 858 and encodes 285 amino acids. The transcript is spliced from 3 exons. The record is from RefSeq and is a predicted model, not a curated record. Gene Ontology annotation, molecular function: oxidoreductase activity, acting on the CH-OH group of donors, NAD or NADP as acceptor.